AAUCCUAAUAUGUUGCAGUGAAGAUCCCUUUUCAGGAUACAAUCCUCACUGGAAAAUGGUUCCAUUCUGGGAAGAGAGCUGGAGAACUUACUGGAGGAGGUACUUGGUCACACCUUCCAUGUUGAAUGUCAUCUGAAAAGCAUAAAUCUCCCAGGCACCUAUCUGGUUCUCAUUCAGCAGCUGGACUGCAGUGAUCCAAAGGGGGGAAAAAAACACGGCUAUUUUGACUGCUACUCCACAUAUGCGGAUGCUGCAGCAGAGACUUCUGCAGGAUCUGCAUUAACAGGUCUAGAGAUACAACAUUUCUUCUAUUUCUUCUACUCGAGUCAUCAAAAUGGUCGUAUGGACAAGAGUAUUGUUCAGUGUACAUGUGGUUAUGCAGUUAACCUGUAUGGUGACUUCCCAAGGAAUUGUUUAUGAUCUCCUGGUGUCACCAGAUUGUUUGCCUGAUCUCCUGCAAGGAGGACUGAAGAAUAAGAACGUGAAUGACGUUUUUAUCCUGACAACGUUUCAGGUCCAGAAUAAAGCUCCAGUGCGUGUUUUCCGCAUUUACAACCCUACAGACAACACCGAUCAUUUUGAUUUCACUGUACAUGGGAAGCUCAACAAAGUCUCUCUGAGGUAUCUGAAAAGCAAUGGAAAGAUAGGCACGGCUACCUUCCUUAAAGUGCCGUUGGCUGAUGGCCGGCCACACAAUGUUAUGCUGCACUUCAGCGGGCUGACGCAUGGCACUCCUCGCAUGGCUCUGUAUGUGGACUGCAGGCUGGUGGAGAUAGUGGAGGAACUGCCUGCUGCCUUUAAGACACUACCUUCUGGCCCUAAUCGAGUGGCAUUAAAAACCAUGUCGGCUACAUCAGAAGAUAGUGUGUCAGACCUUAAGCUAGUUCUGGGUGAAUCAAUAGAGAAUGUUGUGGAGCUUCAAGACUGUUCUCUCCAGCAAGGUGAAUCACUGCAAUUGCUAGGCAUCUCAUCAAAGCUGGAGCCAGGCCCCAUGUUUGAACUUGUACAGAUGAUCCAAGACCUGAAAGAGAAAAUGGACCAGCAGAUCCAGGAGACUGCAAAUUUAAGGAGAAUAGUUAUGGAGUGUGUUCCAUGUGAUGGGCAAAACACCAGGCCAGACUCCAAAACCAAGUGUGCGCCAGGAGUGUGCUUCCAGCAGAGCAUGUGUACUGAGACAGAGCGAGGCUUCAAGUGUGCACCGUGUCCUGAAGGCUAUAAUGGAGACGGAGUCCACUGUGAGGAUGUGGAUGAGUGUCAGUUCAACCCGUGUUUCCCUGGUGUGCGAUGCAUUAACACAGUCCCAGGGUUCCGGUGUGAGAGAUGCCCCAGAGGGUACAGUGGGCCAGAGUUGCAGGGUGCGGGCACCACCUACGCCCAGUUACGUAAGCAGGUCUGUAAUGAUAUAGACGAGUGCCAAAGUGUGGACAAUGGAGGCUGCACUCCUAAUUCCUAUUGCCACAAUACAUUGGGUUCAUUCUACUGUGGAGAGUGUAAGCCUGGGUUCACUGGAGACCCGACAAGUGGCUGCAAGCAGACCUCUGGACCUCAGGAUCCUGGAUCUGAUCCUGUUGAUCCUGCUGCUCUCACUAGCAGGCUGUGUGGGAACGGUCAGCGCAACCCCUGCGAUGUCAACGCGGAGUGUAUUGUGGAGAGAGAUGGAAGCAUCAGCUGUGUGUGCAACAUCGGCUGGGCCGGUAACGGCUACGUUUGCGGGAAGGACACGGACAUCGAUGCAUACCCUGACAAAAAACUUCCAUGCCAGGAUACAUACUGCAAAAAGGACAACUGCAUGUUUGUACCGAAUUCAGGCCAGGAAGACGCAGAUGGCGAUGGAAAAGGUGAUGCCUGCGAUGAAGAUGCAGACAGUGAUGGAAUCCUCAAUGAGAAGGACAACUGCUGGUUGACCCCAAACGUAAACCAGAAGAACAGUGAUGAAGAUCCUCAUGGUGAUGCAUGUGACAACUGCCUAAAAGUAAAUAACCCAGACCAGCGGGACACAGACCAGGAUGGACUCGGAGAUGACUGUGAUGAUGACAUGGAUGGCGAUGGCGUGAAAAAUAUUUUGGAUAACUGCCAGAGAAUUCCCAACCGUGACCAAGUGGACAGUGAUAAUGAUGGUGUGGGAGAUAUUUGUGACAGCUGUCCUGAUGUGCCCAACCCCAACCAGUCAGAUGUCGACGAUGACCUUGUAGGAGACACGUGCGAUACCAACAGCGACAGUGAUGGGGACGGACACCAGAACACCAAAGAUAACUGCCCUACAGUCAUGAACAGCGCUCAGUUAGACACGGACAAGGAUGGGCUUGGGGACGAAUGCGAUGAUGAUGACGAUAACGAUGGCGUCCCAGAUAAUAAAGACAACUGCAGAUUGGUGCCCAAUGCAGACCAAGAAGAUAAAGACAAUGACAAUGUGGGUGAUGCAUGUACUGGAGACUUUGACCAGGACCGGGUGAUUGACAAGAUCGACACAUGUCCUGAGAAUGCAGAGAUCACACUGACAGACUUCAGAGCAUAUCAGACUGUGGUGUUGGACCCGGAAGGCGAGGCUCAGAUUGACCCCAACUGGGUCGUCCUCAAUCAGGGCAUGGAGAUCGUUCAGACGAUGAACAGCGAUCCAGGACUCGCAGUGGGUUACACAGCUUUCAGUGGCGUGGAUUUCGAGGGAACUUUCCAUGUGAACACUGUGACUGACGAUGACUACGCCGGCUUCAUCUUUGGCUACCAGGACUCUUCCAGUUUCUACGUGGUUAUGUGGAAGCAGACAGAGCAGACGUACUGGCAGGCUGUGCCUUUCAGGGCCGUGGCUGAACCUGGCAUCCAGCUCAAGGCUGUGAAAUCCAAGACGGGGCCUGGCGAGUUUCUGAGGAACUCUCUGUGGCACACGGGGAACACCAAGGAUCAAGUGCAGUUGCUGUGGAAAGAUCCUCGUAACGUAGGCUGGAAGGACAAGGUCUCAUACCGCUGGAACCUGCAGCAUCGGCCUCAAGUCGGAUACAUCAGGGUCCGUUUCUAUGAAGGCGCCAGCAUGGUGGCAGACUCCGGCAUGGUCAUCGACACGAGCAUGAGGGGGGGCCGUCUGGGCGUGUUCUGCUUCUCCCAGGAAAACAUCAUCUGGUCCAAUCUGAAAUAUCGCUGCAAUGACACGAUCCCUGAAGACUACCAGGAGCACGUUGCACAGGACACCAUCAGGAAAGAGGAUACACAGGAUAAUUCUACGCAGUAACCACAUG
Messenger RNA from Ictalurus furcatus (blue catfish), 3230 nucleotides. RefSeq names its product thrombospondin 4a (gene thbs4a). The transcript has 21 exons. The record is from RefSeq and is a predicted model, not a curated record. Bases 335 to 3223 code for a protein of 962 amino acids. Gene Ontology annotation, molecular function: calcium ion binding. NCBI's taxonomy places the organism in Eukaryota, Metazoa, Chordata, Actinopteri, Siluriformes, Ictaluridae. Gene Ontology annotation, cellular component: extracellular region. Gene Ontology annotation, biological process: cell adhesion.